This is a messenger RNA of Mycotypha africana, 1500 nucleotides long. RefSeq lists its product as uncharacterized. The transcript is spliced from 7 exons. Gene Ontology annotation, biological process: mRNA processing. Gene Ontology annotation, cellular component: nucleus. Lineage: Eukaryota; Fungi; Mucoromycota; Mucoromycetes; Mucorales; Mycotyphaceae. The record is from RefSeq and is a predicted model, not a curated record. The coding region runs from base 1 to 1500 and encodes 499 amino acids. Gene Ontology annotation, molecular function: RNA binding.
AUGGAUGUCGACGUUGAAGCUAUGCUGGAAGCUCCUUAUAAAAAUUCAGAGCCUGAAUCUAUGACAGCGCAAGGUGAACAACAAGAAGUAGAUGCUCACGGUGAAAAGCGCUCUGAGCAUCACCGCCACUCUUCACGCUCUCGCUCACGUCAUCGUUCGUCUCAUCAUAGAUCCGGGUCUCGUCGUAGAUCUCACUCCAGAUAUAGUAGUAGAAGCCGAAGAUACCAUCGCUCACGUUCACCCCGUAGUAGCAGAGAACGACGACAUUCCUCGAGACGUUCACCUUCCCGUGAGUAUAGCAGUAGAAGAAGAAGUAGGAGUAGAAGACGUUAUAGUAGUAGAAGUCCUACACGUCGAAGCAGACGUAGUACUAGGACACCAUCUCCUCACCACCGUCGUCAUGAUCGAUAUGAUAGAGAUAGAAAAGAUAGAAGAGAUAGAGGAAGAUCGCCUUCACCCCCUGUACCGGAAGAAGAAAGAGAUCGAAGAACAGUAUUUGUUACUCAGUUAGCAGCUCGAUUAACUCAACGCGAAUUAGAAGACUUUUUUUCACAGGCUGGUAAAGUGCGUGAAGCAACCAUUAUCAUGGAUAGAAACUCAAGAAAGUCGAAAGGUGUUGGCUAUGUCGAGUAUUAUGAGGAGUCAUCUGUUCAAAACGCUCUCAAUUUAUCCGGACAAAAAUUAUUGGGUAUUCCUGUUCAAGUGCAAUUAUCAGAGGCUGAAAAGAACAGAUUAGCAUUACAAGCACAAAGAAACGCUGUUGGUCAACCAACAGAACCUACUUAUCAAAGACUUUAUGUCGGUUCUUUGCAUUUUAGUUUAACAGAUGAGGAUGUCCGUCAAAUCUUUGAGCCUUUCGGCCCGCUUGAUUUUGUUAAUUUACACAGAGAUUCUGAGACUGGGCGUUCAAAAGGUUUUGGUUUUAUUCAGUAUAAAAAUCCUGCUGAUGCUAAACAAGCAUUGGAAAAGAUGAACGGCUUUGAAUUAGCCGGUAGACCUCUAAAAGUUGGCCUUGUCACAGAAAAACAUCCCGUCAGUAAUAAUACUAGCUAUAAUCUUGAUGAUGAAGAAGCUGAAGGCGUUGCCUUGAAUUCGCUAUCGAGGGCUGAACUGAUGGCGAAACUAGCAGCGAGAGAUCAUACUAAUGGGGCCAGUCAAAUUGCCAAGCCUGCUGCUGCCCCUGUCAUGCCCGCUAAACCUAUCAUUCCUACAGCAGCAACCCGUUAUAUUAUGCUGAAUAAUAUGUUUAAUCCUGCCGAGGAAACGGAGCCUGACUGGGUUACCGAUCUGGAAACUGAUAUCAAGCUAGAAUGUGAAAAAUAUGGCAAGGUUGAACAUAUCAAGGUGAAUGCCGAUUCUAUGGGUGAGGUAUUUUUGAAGUUCGACAAUAUUGGUUCAGCAGAACAAGCGAUCAAAGCAUUGAACGGUAGAUGGUUCGGUGGUAAACAGAUUACUGCAGCCUGCGUGUCUGAAGCUAUUUUCAACGCUAAUGCUGUUUAA